GCUGAGACAACAGGUGUACGCCACCAUACUCGGACUUGGGUUAGAAUUGUUAAUUCAAUAUUGUGAAUAAUUUUUCACCUAUAAUUUCAUAUCUACCUAAUACUGAAAAUCUUGAACUUAAUGCAUUUUAAUACAGAAAUACAAAAUAAAUUGUAACUGUAAAAAUACCAAAUACUUUAAACACAGCCUUUGAUUUUUGUAUAAACAUAAAAGGAAAUUAGGGAGACACAUUUCCAUAUAUUAUUAGAAUUCUGGAAACACAGCCUUAAUGGUUACAAAAGGUCCAACUUACCAUUUAAAUGUGGAAAAUUUUGAAGAAAUUCAUGAACAUUUGUAUUUUAAGAGUAACAUCUCCAAGUUUGAAUGAAAACAAUUAGAUUAGUAAAAUUUGGAAGUACUGUCACUGUCUAUUCAUUAUCACCACAAAGUAUCCUACAUUGAGCAGGAAAUAGAAAUAAAUAAAAGUAAUUUUGAAAGACACUUUCAAAAGAAUAUCCUAUAUUUGUAACUUUUAUUGUCAAAUACUUUGAAAAGUAUGUGGAAUUUCUGUGAUUAUAGGCAUAAAUAACAUACACUGUAGGGUAAAACUUUGGACUGUGAGCAUAAUUCAUUCCAGAAAUAUGCUUGUGAUCCAAAGCACAUGUCUAUCAAAGUGAAUUUCCCCAGAAGAAUUAAUGGAACCUCAGAUGAUUCAUUCCACAACCCCCAAAUACUCGUAUAAAAUUGAUUACAAUACUGUAAUAUGCUAGAAAGUAAUAAAGAAAACACAAAAUAUAAAGAAAAAUAAAUUAACCCACACUUAUCUUUAAAGACCUUAGUGGUUGGUGUAACAGAGUCGAGAGGAGGGUUAUUGUGUCGGAUGACUUUCACUAACAGAAGAUUUGUUAUCUAUUGGUUCAAUGGAAUCUUUUUCUUUUCAUGCAGCUUUAACAAGGAUUUCAUGGACAUGUGACAUUGUCAUUAAACAGAUUCAUUGCUUGCACUACUACAGCUUCGUUUGGAUGCUUUCAGCUUGUGUGGAGUUGUUGAAGCCACUUGUGAAGCCAUUUACUGAAUUUAUGGAGAAACCAACAAAUCAUGGCAGUCAGUCUGAAGAACUCUUUGCCCAUCUUAAAAGUACAACAGAGAAAGAACAUUUACCACGGAGUGCCAGUGAAAAUCAGCUCACCUGCUUGAAGCAAGACAUCCUAAAGGAUGAAAAGACUGAAUUGGAGGCAACACUAAAGGAAGCUGAGUUGGCGACCUGUUCUGUAGAAUUACUUUUGCCAUUAUUUAAGAACACCAUUGAAGAGACUGAUUUUGCAAAUGCCAAUGUUUCUGCAUCGAAUUUGAAGAGGAUUUCUGAACAGAAGGAAAUAUUAACAAAAGAAUUAAAUACCUUUAAACAUGUAAAAUUAGCUUUGGAACGUCUUGGAAAGGCAGACUACAGACAAACAGGAGACAAUUUACCCAGCAUGUUGUUAAAGAAUCUAACUGAUAACGAAAGUGAAAACACUAAUCUUAAGAAGAAGGUACUUGAAAAGGAGAAUUAUAUUCAGGAACUUUCUUGCUUGUUUCAGAAUGAAAAGGCAAAUGCUUUGAAAGCAAACCGUUUUUCUCAAUCAGUAAAAGUAGUACAUGAACGACUGCAACUCCAAAUUAAUAAAAAGGAAGCAGAAAAUGAUAAGUUAAAAGAAUACAUAAAGAGCUUAGAAACCAAAAUAGCCAAAUGGAACUUGCAGUUGAGAACAAAUAAGCAUGAGGCUGCAGCCAUGCAAGAAGCAAGUAAGCAAAAGGUUAUAGCUCUGAAAAAGGCGUCCAAAAUCUACAAACACAGAUUCGAACAUUUUACAGGAGAUGCUGAGCACCUCACCUCCCAAAUUAGGGAUCAGGAAGCCAAGUUGUCUGAAACGGUUUCAGCGUCCAAUGCCUGGAAAAGCCAUUAUGAGAAAAUUGUAAUAGAAAAAACUGAGUUAGAAGUUCAGAUCGAAACAAUGAAAAAGCAAAUUGAUAACCUUUUGGAAGACCUGAAGAAAAUUGAAGCCCAUGGAAAAAAUUCAUGUGAAGAGAUUCUUAGAAACCUACAGUCACUUGAAUGUGAAAAUGAAGCUCUGAAUCUUGAGAAUACAAAACUAAAGACCACACUUACUGGUUUGAAGGAAGAAAUUGUUUCUGUUGAAAAUGAACUCUUAGAACUGCAAGAAGUAGAAAAGCGACAGAAAGGCCUUAUUGAAAUAUAUAAAACUCAGGUACAAAAGUUGCAAGAAGCAGCUGAAAUGGUAAAAAGCAAAUAUGAAAAUUUGCUACAUGAAAAUAAUCUAAUAACAGAAAACAAAAAUAAAAAAUUAGAGAUGAUGAGAGGCCAGAUGGAGUCUCAUCUGCAGGAGGUAGAGCGAGUCCGAGAUUCCUUGACGGCGGCGGAACGGAGGCUUCAGGAGUGCCAGGAGAGCUUGCCGCGCUGCCAGGCGAAGUGCGCAGAGCAGGCGCACACCGUUAGGGAGCUGCAGGGCCAGGUUGAUGGAAAUCAUAGUCUUCUGACAAAGCUUUCUCUAGAGGAGGAAAAUUAUCUUAUUCAGUUGAAGUGUGAAAACCUUAAACAAAAAUUGGAACAGAUGGAUGCAGAGAAUAAAGAACUUGAGAAGAAGCUGGCAAACCAAGAAGAAUGUCUUAAGCACAGCAAUCUGAAGCUUAAAGAGAAAUCUGCAGAACACUCAGCAUUGGCCAGGCAACUUGAAGCUGCUUUAGAAGAAGGCAGACAAAAGGUUUCUGAAGAAAUAGAGAAAAUGUCAUCUAGAGAGAGGGCUUUGCAGAUUAAAAUACUAGACCUGGAAACUGAGCUUAGAAAGAAAAAUAAAGAACAAAACCAACUUGUUUGCAAAAUGAAUAACAAAGCACAGCAUCAGGAAGUGUGUUUGAAAGAAAUACAGCACAGUCUUGAGAAGUCGGAGAAUCAAAAUGAGAGUAUUAAGAAUUAUUUACAGUUUCUUAAAACGUCUUAUGUAACAAUGUUUGGAUAAAUCGUUGAAUUUUCUAUAAGCGGUAGGCUUUUACUGUCUAAAAUGUGAUUAAUUUAAAAAAAAACCACACUACUGGUUUUUACAUUUCAUGAUUUUUGAGUAGUACUAGAAUUUUCAUGUAAAGACAUUUGAAACAUAAUUUAUUAUGUAAUUGAAACUUUACAACAUGACAGCUAUUAAUAUUCCUUUUUGCUGGAUAAUUCUCAUUUAGCUCUUCAAAAAUAUAUUGGCUUUUUAGAUUUUUUUCUCACACGUACACAGAAAUCACAGUCAUUCUUUGUGUUGUCUAUAGCUGCCACUCAAGUAAAUUUUUAAUAACCCAGGCCAAUUAUGAGUGAAAUACAUGAUUUCAAAAUUAUA
Molecule: messenger RNA, 3356 nt
Organism: Chinchilla lanigera (long-tailed chinchilla)
Lineage: Eukaryota; Metazoa; Chordata; Mammalia; Rodentia; Chinchillidae
Gene: Odf2l
Product: outer dense fiber of sperm tails 2-like
Exons: 17
Coding region: 900-2996 (698 amino acids)
Biological process (GO): negative regulation of cilium assembly
Cellular component (GO): centrosome; ciliary basal body
Source: RefSeq, a predicted model, not a curated record